Molecule: messenger RNA, 1322 nt
Organism: Rhododendron vialii
Lineage: Eukaryota; Viridiplantae; Streptophyta; Magnoliopsida; Ericales; Ericaceae
Exons: 2
Coding region: 334-1140 (268 amino acids)
Source: RefSeq, a predicted model, not a curated record
UAUGACCUAACUAAUUAACUAUUUUCCGGGUAGUGUCCCAGGCCGGGAAAAUCCCCUCACCGUUUUCUGGGAGAGAGAGAGAGAGAGAGAGAGAGAGACGAAGGGCAUUCUUCCUCUUUUGCUCUCUUCCUCCUCAAUCGUUCUCUUCAAGUUAUACAGUCAAUUCUGCGUUAUAAAUCGUAAGGGGAUGAAUCGAGGUGUAAUGAGCCAUUCAUAGUUAAUCCAGAAUUAGACAUCUUUUGAGGCCUAAGUUCAUCACCAGGAGUUUUGUUUGUCUGGCUAUAUAACAAGAGUAUUACUGCACCAUUGGUUAUCAAACUUCUACUGUUUACCAUGUGGAGUUCCUUCUCGAAUGCUAUUGUAACCUCCAGGCGGAAGAAAAAUAUCGUUGAGCCAAGUCGAGCUAGUUCAGAUUUCUCGGAUGAUGACACCUCUUCAAAUGCCAUCGCAGAGGAAGGUCUGGAAUGCCCAAUAUGCUGGGAAUCAUUUAACAUUGUUGAGAAUGUGCCUUAUGUCCUGUGGUGCGGCCACACCCUCUGCAAAAAUUGCGUCUUGGGAAUCAAUUGUGCUGUCUUGAAAUUCUCGAAUCAACAAGUCCAGAUUCCGUUCCUCAUUUCUUGCCCAUGGUGCCACUUGUUAACGCUGCGUCUGGUUUACCAAGGAAAUCUAAGAUUUCCUCGCAAGAAUUUCUUCCUGCUUUGGAUGAUUGAGAGCCUAAAUGGUGACAGGAUGAAAUCUCCUUUGUCUGUGAGGGGGAACUUUCAAUCAGUUUGGUCGCCGAGUAGCCCCUCAGCUAUUGGAAACCAAGCAACCAACAGUAACUUCAGAAGGGCCUCGCAUACCCAUCGUUUAGGCCGCUUGGAGUCGGACAAUAAUAAUGGUAGCCGAACCAAUCAUAGCCUUAAUGUCGAGAGGUCCCAUCUCUCCCUUCAUAAAUCCCUCGAUUUCUUCAUCCAUCUCACGACGAAGUUCCCACUGGCUAUUAUACUGUUUCUGAUAUUUUUUGUUGUGUUCCCUGCCAGUGCUACCAUUUUGAUCCUUUACCUGCUAAUUACAGUUCUUUUUGCACUCCCCUCUUUUCUGGUACUCUACUUCGCUUACCCUAUUUUGGAGUGGCUUAUAAGAGAAAUCACCUCUUGAAAUAAUCGCCUUCGUUCUAACAAACAAGAGAAAGUGUGUAGCCUGUACAUGACUUGACUUUGCUGUUGUUAUGGUGACAAUGUAUUUGCUGGACAUAUUCCACUGUAAAAUGCUACUAUCUCAUUUGAAAUUGUGUUAGCUUGUUCUUAAUUCAGUUCUUUGAUGUCGAGAACUUUUACGGA